AUGCCGCCCAGAAUACCAGGCCCCUCGGGGCUCCAGAACCUGACAUUAUGUCUCCGGCCAGCGGCAGCAUCCCGACAAGUCGCGCCCUCCUUCCAACCCCUCGUCCAGAAGGCCACCCUCACCCAAGAGAGGACCUCCCUGACCCAGAAAGAAAGGGAUGCCCUUCGAAAGAAGAAGCUCGACCCUUACCGGUGGCAACAAGCCCAACAAAGAAAGAACCGCAACCUUCGACGACAGGAAGUGCUCACAGUCCAGCGCGACAAGGCAUGGGGCGACCCAGUGAACGGCCUUGUGACGCCCUUCCUCGAGUCCUUCGACACCGCCGGCCAGUCUCCUCAGUCCCAGGUCAGGAGGGAUGAGGAAAGGAACCCGCUGGAGCAGCCGCACGACCUGCCGACGUCGGAGCACAUCCUCAACUACCAGCUCACGAAGCAGGAGCUCGACGAGGCCAUCGCCGAGUCCUACAAGCUCACCGCGCCCUCCCAGGGCGACAUCAAGUCGGUGUACUACAGCGAGGUCAUCGACAAGGAGGCCAAGCAGACGCACGAGGAGAACCACGUGCGCGCGGUCGAGGCCCUCAAGAGGAUCACGACACUCGACAACGCCAGCAGCAAGGACAGGCGGCACGCCAACAUCCGGCGCAUCAUCGAGACGUUCGGCCGGCACGAGACGGACGCGAAGCUGCGCCAGAAGCCGCUGGUCGCGGGCCAGGAUGAGCGGGUAGAGAAGGUCCGCGGCGGGCCGGACACGGGCUCAUCGGAGGUGCAGAUCGCCAUCCUGACGGCCAAGAUCAGGGUGCUGGCCGCCAUGUACGCGGGAAAGAAGGGCAACAAGGACAAGCACAACAAGAAGAACCUGCGGCUGCUGCUGCACAGGCGGCAGAAGCUGCUCAAGUACAUGGAGAGGAGGGAGAGGGGAAGCGGCCGGUGGGAGCACAUGAUCGAGACGCUGGGCCUGUCGCCUGCAACUUACAAGAAGCAGAUCGAGGUUAGGUAG
Messenger RNA from Diaporthe citri, 996 nucleotides. RefSeq lists its product as uncharacterized. The record is from RefSeq and is a predicted model, not a curated record. Gene Ontology annotation, biological process: translation. Gene Ontology annotation, molecular function: structural constituent of ribosome. The coding region runs from base 1 to 996 and encodes 331 amino acids. The transcript is spliced from 2 exons. Lineage: Eukaryota; Fungi; Ascomycota; Sordariomycetes; Diaporthales; Diaporthaceae. Gene Ontology annotation, cellular component: ribosome.